Messenger RNA from Anopheles funestus (African malaria mosquito), 3308 nucleotides. RefSeq names its product dihydroxyacetone phosphate acyltransferase (gene Dhap-at). Gene Ontology annotation, molecular function: glycerone-phosphate O-acyltransferase activity. Gene Ontology annotation, cellular component: peroxisomal membrane; mitochondrial membrane. Lineage: Eukaryota; Metazoa; Arthropoda; Insecta; Diptera; Culicidae. The transcript has 4 exons. Gene Ontology annotation, biological process: ether lipid biosynthetic process. Bases 877 to 3009 code for a protein of 710 amino acids. The record is from RefSeq and is a predicted model, not a curated record.
GGAAAAGUUUAUCGCUUCAAGGAUGCAUAUCGUGAAAUGUUUCAUAACGAAAUGUUUCACGAUUGCUGGCAACACUGAUGGAAAGUGCAUCGCAAAACCGUCAAAAGAUAAAACCAGAAGAGGGGCCGAAUGAGAGAGAAACGGGUUUUGUUUGUGUACAUUGCGCUUGUGCGGCGGGAGUGCAAACCGAGCGACAACUAGAAGGGAGUGCUUGACAACUGGCACAAGGCUAGGCAGGGGACCGGUUCCGGCGGUGAAAACUUGGUCAGCAGCACCAUAAGCGUGUGAUUGCCACACACAGCGGCAGCAGUAGAGUGCUACUUUUCGUGUUGCAUCGUGCUGGUGCAUAUUGGCCGGGGCGAUUUGCUAAUUUACGGUCCCUUCUAGAACGGACCGCUUACGGCGAAAAUGCGUUUAUCGUGAAUGGCUCUCGUCAACAGCUCAACCGUACCUCAAUGCACAGGGUGGUGGGGUUUCGUGUUGCGAGAGAACUGUGUAACAUAUCGUCCGAUGUGCUGCGCAAACUAGGUGAUGACGAUGAAUGACGAAAAGACGGCGAAACCCCAGGCCGAGUGCGGACAGCGUAAGAAUAGCGCAUUCGAGACGUACGGUGUCGCUGGCUCUAGUAGAAAAAUUUGCAAACGUGUUAACGUGUAGGCGAUCCACAAAACCGUAAGAAAAGUUUGUGCAAAUUGUGAAUUCACGAAAAAGAAACGGAAUAUACAGCCUACGGACCACGGACAGGGAAUGCGUUGCGUUAGGAUACGCGAGAAAAAGGUCGGAUAAGGUCAUCAUAUCGCCUAGGAUAAAGUGUGUGCAAACAGACUCGAUAUAGUGGCGACGUAGCAGAUAACGUUUGAAACACAGGUAAAAAAAAUGGCAACGACACGCACUGAAUCACCGGAUCGCCGUGCGAUGGUGGAAACAUUUACGAUAAAGCUAUCACCUGGGAAGUUAUCCGAGUUUCGGAAUUUGUUAGCACCGCAAUAUCGUGAGCAUCGCGAUAUGACGAAAAGGUAUAGAGUGACUGUUCCUUUCCCGAAAGAUGGUCCUGUGACGCCAGCGAAAUUGAAGAAACUGGUGCUUGCCAGUGGACGAAUUCAACUGUUACUUGACGAGCAAACAUCUAACGAUAAAACGAAACGCGCGAAACUAACCAAAACGAUCGUGGAGUUGUUAGAAGAGAUUGGACUGGCAGAAAAUUUACCUGUCCUUCGUACGCUAGGCACGAUGCUGAACGCAAUUUUCGAUCGCAUCUAUACCGGUGUGCUUGUGAAUGAGGUGAAACUGGAGCAGCUAAGAUCACGUUUUGGACGUCAAACGGUGCUUUAUCUGCCGAGCCACCGCAGCUAUGGUGAUUUUAUACUAAUGUCUUACGUACUGUUCUGCUACAAUAUCGCUAUACCGGGAAUAGCGGCCGGUAUGGACUUUUACUCGAUGGCCGGAAUGGGCAGUGCAUUGCGGAACACUGGGGCGUUCUACAUGCGCCGAACGUACGGUAACGAUCGUCAGUACUGGUAUAUCUUCCGUGAGUACAUGCGCCAGCUGAUUGUGGCUUAUGACCGUGGGAUCGAAUUCUUCGUGGAAGGAACGCGUAGUCGCAGCAACAAGGCGCUUAUGCCCAAGAUAGGGCUGCUGUCGAUGGCACUGGAACCACUUUUUAUGGGUGAGGUACCGGAUCUGCUGAUCGUGCCCGUGAGCGUAUCGUACGAUCGGCCCGUCGAGGAGCAGUUGUUCGUGUACGAGCUACUGGGUGUACCGAAACCGAAGGAAACGACCCGCGGACUGCUGAAAGCGUUAAGCAUUGUGCGUGAAAACUUUGGCACCAUCUAUCUCGAGUUUGGUGAUCCAUUGUCGGCGAAGGAUUACUUUGGCGAUGGGUUGAACCGUACGCGACAUACGAUUGCACCGACAUUUGCUCAAACGUUAGCCAAGGAGGAGCGAGAUGCAAUUCAAAAUUUGGCCAAUGAUGUGGUGCAUUUGCAACAGCACCGCAUGGUACUGACUACCUUCCAUCUGAUUGCGCUGUACUACAAUUACAGGAAAUAUCACGGCCAAACUGUAACGCUCGGUGAGUUAGUCGAAGGUGUCGCCAUGCUUGGACGUAUGUUCGAGGAUCUCGGUGCGAUCACGGAAGUAGAGGGUUGUGAAAACGUGGAAACGCUUUGUUUAGCUGCGCUCGAUGUACACCGGAACGUUCUGCAGCUGACGACCGAUGGUGUGCUGACGAUUGCCAGGACGUACCACGAUUUUAGUCGGGUCGAUAAAAGAAAGCUGAAGGGCUACAACCUGACGGACGGUGUGAUGAAGCUUGCGGUGCCAAUAUUCUCUCUACAACUAUACUGCAAUCCAUGUCUGCACUGGUUAGCCGUUCCGGCAAUGGUACUACUAGCAGCACGUAGCCUAACCUCAGAAACCGGCCCAUUGCGGCGUAGUGAUCUUGUUGAAAUGGUACAUGAACUGAGAAAUUUAUACGGUCUAGAGUUCGUGCUGUACGCACGUCGAGAGGUUGUUGAAUUUGAUGCCGCGUUGGAUCAUCUUUAUCGACAGGGUCUGCUACAAUGCAAUCCAGUCGGGCAAGAUAUGCUACACUUUCUACCGAACAUGAAUCGUCACCAGUUGGCUAACGUGUAUCUUAGCGCCCUUGGUCCCUUCCUGUGUACGUACUUCCAGGCGACGGACGUAUUACUGAGUCAGUUUCGCGCUAAAGAAAGUUUCACAGAAAAGGAAUAUCUUGCCUCGGUGCAGCAGCACGUUGAACAGCAACUAUUACGACAGGAGCGUAACGUUCAUCCGUACUGUCUGUCACUGGAUAGCAUUAGUCUCACGUUGCAUUCUCUAGUCACGGUUGGUGCAAUAAGGAAAACGAAAAGAGAAAACGUGUAUCGCUACGAUCUUGAUACGGACGGUAUGAUCGAGUCCAUAAACCAACGACUAAAGCGCUACUGUAUGUUGCUUCCCUUCGAGUAUCUCACAUUCCAGGAUGCGGUAACCGGAUCCAAACUGUAAUCCCGAAAGGGGACAACCGAGGUCGACAUCACAACCACAACGCUCACACUCAUAAUUGCAAUUAUUGUAGCUUUUGCUUUUAAUAUUAACGACCGUAGCAUGAAGACUAGGUAAAAGCGUUGCUGGAAGAAACAUUUCUUUAAUGUAUAGUAAAGUUGUGCAUUUUAUUUUAACGGAUUUCGUCGUUAGUAGUUAGUAUUUAGCGAAUGGUUUACAUAAUUUGUAAAAGGCAUUUAUAAUUUACGGGGAGCUGGGGUACGCUUCGACAUUGUUGCAAAUGAAACAAUAAAAGAGAUUAA